This is a messenger RNA of Besnoitia besnoiti, 3069 nucleotides long. Its product is annotated as ubiquitin family protein. Gene Ontology annotation, cellular component: cytosol. Lineage: Eukaryota; Apicomplexa; Conoidasida; Eucoccidiorida; Sarcocystidae. Gene Ontology annotation, biological process: ubiquitin-dependent protein catabolic process. Gene Ontology annotation, molecular function: polyubiquitin modification-dependent protein binding. The transcript has 8 exons. Bases 1 to 3069 code for a protein of 1022 amino acids. The record is from RefSeq and is a predicted model, not a curated record.
AUGGAGCCCUCCGCGCCUGCUGCCGCGCCCUCGCCCUCGCCCUCGCCCGCGGAGGACGAGGGCAUUCUCACCGUGAACUUCCGCUGCUUGGACGGUCGCACCUUCACGCUGGAGCUGCCGAGCGACAUCGACAUCGCAGACGUCGUUUCGCUGGCGGCAGAAGCCGCCGACUGGCCUGACGCGCGCGUCAGGCUGAUUUACCAGGGCCGCGCGCUCGCCCCAGGCCGCACGCUGGAGAGCUGCGACGUCAAGAGCGGACACACCGUCCACGUGGUGAAGCAGGCGCAGCCCGAGGGGGGGGGGAGGCCGCGGCGGCCGUCACCCAUGCAGCCUGCGGCGGGUGGCAGGCCCGCGGGGGCUCCUGCCCCCCCCCACGGCCCGAGCUUCCUGGCCAACAGCAUAGGCCAAGCUGUCUCCGCGGUCGCCGCUUCUGUCUCCUCGGCGGCUCAGGCCGCGGCGGCCGCGACGUCCGCAGCCCAGGCGGCGUCGAACGCGGUCGCGGCGCUUCGGGGCCGAACUGCGCCGGCUCUCUCGCCUGCAGGCGAAUCUGCGAGCCGCGGCGCCUCGCUAGACGGCAGCCGGGAUGACAGAGGAGCGGCGGGCUCUUGGGACUCGAACGGCUCCACGGCCGGCGGCGUGACCCGCUCCACUGCAGCGGACUCGGCGAGAAUGCGCUCGUCGGCUGCCUCUUCGUCUCCCUCAGAAAGAUGCGGCUCGUUCUUGUCCGCGCUGCUUGGGCGAGAGGGCCCUGCGGGCGCCGGCGGCGGCGGACCACUGGCCGCCGAAGAGGCCCGCGGAGCUUACGCGUCGGCGCCGAGCGGCAGCGGCGGAAGCGGCUCGUCGACUGCCGCGAGGGACAGGCAAGGGCGGUCUUCGGCGGAUUUCUACAGCGCGCUCUCUGGCGCGCUGGAGGCCGCGGCGCACAGUCUCCUCCGCGCAGCAGAGCAGGUUCGGCGCGACGCGAGCGCCCGGCACUCCGACACCCUGGAGCCCGAGGCGCCAGCCGCAGCCCCCGGUCAGGGGGGUGCGUCGCUGCCGGCGGAGCGGGCGCCGAGGGGUGCGCUGCCAGAGAGGCUGGCCGCUUCAGCGGCCCCGCCUGCGGGGGGGAGACCAGGCGCGGAGUCUCCCUCCAGUGCAGCCCCAGGAGCGCAGGCCGCCUCCGGCGCGGCGACGGCGCGCGCCGGUCAACCGCUGCUGGAGUUCGGCGAGCAACCGACGCCGCUGCUGCUCCCUGGGGGCCUGCCGGCUCACGUCCUGCCUGUGGCGGUUCACGUCUCGGUCGAGCACCAGACACCCAGGUCCGGCGAGGGCGGAGACAGCGCCCUGCCGCGGCCUGCGACUGGAGACAGCCCGCCUCAGACUCAGAGGCCCGCAGGCGGAGACGCCACGCGCGCUGCCGAAACGUCGGCGCCGAGCCCGCUGCCGCGACCGCAGGAGCUGGUGAUCACGCAUGAGUUCGUUCAGAGUCUGCUGCCGUGGACAGACUUGCGCGACUCCCUGGAGCUCAUUCAUCGCGAGACGGGAUGGAACCCGGUUCAGCUGCCGCGCGUCUCCACGCAGACCGGGGCGCCGCCACCGCUCAGCGUCUUCCUGCCUGCGUACUUUACGGCGCUCAAUCUCGUCGCGGCGAUGCUGCAGCAGUUCAUCGGUUGGCAGCAGGGCGUCACGCGAGUGUCUGUGCCCACAGUGGGUCGCAGUGCGCUGACGCUCGCGCGUCUCUCGGCGACGACUGCGGGCUUGUCGGCGCUGCUCACGUCGCUUUUCAACUCAAUGGCAAGGCACGUGAACCAGGAGGAGCUUGCGGAGGCGAUGGCAUGGGAGACGGAGAGCGCCGAGGGCGGCGCCGACCCCACCAGGGCCUCUCGCGCCGCAGCUGCUGCGCGGGCGGCGGGCGGCGACGGCGAGAGGAGACCGCGCGAGGGCGCAGGCGACGAGGCCGAGCGCCGCAGACGCAGGCUCGCGGCGGACGUCGCGUCCGCGCAGGGCCUCGACGGCGCAGCUGCGCGUGAAGAGAGAGAGAAAAAGGAAGAAAACGAACGCGAGGAGGACCUCGAACGAAACUCUGAACAGCAGUGGCAGGACGUAGAAGACGAAGCGGCCGCAGCCUUCGGAGAAAGCUCUUCGUUGCCUGUGUCGCCAUUGAGCAGCCGCGCGUCUCCGCGGGCAUCCGCGCCGUCCGUGGUGUCGUUGAUCUCCUCAAACGCCGCGACCGCGGGGAGCAGCAGCUCAAGCACCGAGGCUCGCGACGCCCUUUUGGCGGCGAUGGCUGGCGCCUCGACGGGCUCCGCGGGCUCAGUCCCGAGCCCGCUUGGCGCACGCCCCCCGCUGAGUAUGAGCAACAGCAGCGCGAGUCCCAGUCCCUCGCCGGCGAGCGGCGGCCUCUCGCCCGCGCCGGCGCUGCUGACGUCGUCCUCAGGAGGCCACCGCAAAGACGACGACGACGAGAGCUUCGGGUCUUCGGUGUUGGCAGAACAAGAGGAAAGUGCUGUCUCAGGGAACGGCGCCGCCCACGCGCUAGACGACGCGGCUCGACGAGGCGCGGCGGCGGCGGCGGAGGGGACGCGCGGCGGCGCGCAUCCGCAGGGCGCGCUGCAGAACUUCGUCUCGGCGCUCGGCAGAGCCCACGGCGGCGACGCGGGCGCGGAGGAUCAAAUCGUCGACGAAGAAGUCCGCAUGCGCCUCCAAAUGUGGACGGGAAAUGCUCAGCAGUUCUCCAGAAACGUGCUCUCCUAUGCUCGCCCGAGGCCCUUCAGCUCUGCGUACCGCUCGGGCGACGCCACCCAGGCGUCGUCGAUGCGAACGGCCUCAGGAGAGGCUGUCGACAACAUGCUUCCUCUCACGUGGCACCGGGCGCUGAACCGCGUCAACGUCGGCGAGGAGCCGCGGCCUCCGGCGUCUCUGUCGCCCGGCUACUUGGCGCUUUUGAUGCGCGAAGCGGCGACCGCGGCGCGCGGCAACGGCGACUUUGCGAUGCAGCAGGAGCGUUUCCCGCACAUUCGCCUGGCGCUGCAGCUCCUGGAGGAGGCCGAGCGACCCAGAGACGACGCCGAGACCAGCGAACGAACCUAA